Molecule: messenger RNA, 264 nt
Organism: Anopheles funestus (African malaria mosquito)
Lineage: Eukaryota; Metazoa; Arthropoda; Insecta; Diptera; Culicidae
Product: cytochrome c oxidase assembly factor 4 homolog, mitochondrial
Exons: 2
Coding region: 51-239 (62 amino acids)
Biological process (GO): mitochondrial respiratory chain complex IV assembly
Cellular component (GO): mitochondrial intermembrane space
Source: RefSeq, a predicted model, not a curated record
GCAGCGAGAAAUUCCGGCACAAUUAUUUCCCGCAAGUACACAAUUUUAUCAUGUCCGAUGAAGUGGAUCCUGUGGAGCAAAUGCUGAAGCGUACCGGUUGUCUGAAUCUUCACCACAAAGUGCAGGAGUGCAUUGCCGAAACUGGCGACUGGCGGCUCUGUCAGGACGUAGUUAAAGAUUUCAAACUGUGCAUGCAAGAUUACACAGAAAAGCAGCGGGUUAAGUAUAGCGAGAAAUGAACACCCUCCGCACACUGUUUGCCCC